Messenger RNA from Loxodonta africana (African savanna elephant), 9660 nucleotides. It is a transcript of the gene TNFRSF9, whose product is annotated as TNF receptor superfamily member 9. Gene Ontology annotation, biological process: negative regulation of cell population proliferation; apoptotic process. Bases 196 to 1029 code for a protein of 277 amino acids. The record is from RefSeq and is a predicted model, not a curated record. NCBI's taxonomy places the organism in Eukaryota, Metazoa, Chordata, Mammalia, Proboscidea, Elephantidae. The transcript has 8 exons. Gene Ontology annotation, cellular component: external side of plasma membrane. Gene Ontology annotation, molecular function: protein binding; signaling receptor activity.
GCCCCCGGCUGAGUCACCAAAGCUGACUGUGUCUAGCCUGCAGCCCUCCCGGAGCUGCAGAACCCUCUCGCAGCUCUGAAGAUCAAGGAGUGGAAAGUUCUCCACCAGCCCUGAGACCUCAAGAGUGACAUACGUGAAAUCAGCUAAUUUGAUUAUUAAAACUCAUUGGGAAUCUGCUUUGCUAGUAUCAUAUCCAUGCAAGAUUUCAUCAUGGGGAAUGGCUAUUACAACAUGGUGGCAACAGUACUCUUGGUCAUGAACUUUGAGAGGACAGGAGCAGUGCAGGAUUCCUGCAGAGACUGUCUAGCCGGAGGUGCGUAUGUGCUGUUAAACAUGUGCAGCUAUCGUCUACCUUUCUUAGGUACUUACUGUGUGAAGAACGAGAGUCAGAUUUGCAGUCCUUGUCCUCUAAAUAGUUUCUCCAGCACAGGUGGACAGAUGAACUGUGACAUGUGCAGAAAAUGUGAAGGUGUUUUCAAGACCAAGAGGGCGUGCUCCCCGACCAGGGAUGCAGAGUGUGAGUGUGUCUCAGGAUUCCACUGCUUGGGGGCAGGGUGCACCAUGUGUCAACAGGAUUGUAAACAAGGUCAAGAAUUAACAAAAGAAGGUUGUAAAGACUGUUGCCUUGGGACAUUUAAUGAUCAGAAAAAUGGCAUCUGUCGGCCCUGGACAAACUGUUCUUUGGAAGGAAAAUCUGUACUUGCAAAUGGGACUAAGAAAAGGGAUGUGGUGUGUGGACCACCUGCAGCAGACUCCUUUCCGGAUACAUCCUCGGUCACUGUUCCUGCUCCCGAGAGAAAGCCAGAUCACCACCCACAGAUCAUCACCUUCUUUCUUGCGCUAAUAUCGGCUGCCCUGCUAUUCCUGGUGUUCUUCCUCGUGGUCCGUUUCUCCGUUGCGAAAUGGGGCAGAAAGAAACUCCUGUAUAUAUUCAAGCAACCAUUUAUAAAACCAGUACAGACUGCCCAGGAAGAAGAUGGCUGUAGCUGCCGAUUUCCAGAAGAAGAAGAAGGAGACUGUGAACUGUGAAGCAGAAACUCAAAUCGCUGUUGGGACUCUCUUGACAAGAAGCAAAGGAGAAAUCAAGUGAUCCCCCUACCACGUCCUUUUAAAAUGAAAACACCAUCCCCGAUAGUACCUAGGGCUACCCUCUGACAAGUUUUUUCCAAAUGCUAAUGAGUUGGCCUUUAAAAAUGUACCAUUUUUAACAGAACAGAAGGAUGAGCAAGAGCUAGUAGUCAAAAGGCAUUUUCUAGAUGCUACCUAACAGACUUGGACUAGUUUUUUUUUAACCUAAAGAGAGUACAUUUUCAGUUUAUCAUGUAGGCCCAAUAGUUCUGCUAAAAUUUUAAUCAAAGCCAAUUCCAUUUUUUCUCCAUGCUAAUAUGGCAUGUGACAAUAGUCCAUAAAACAUAGACCAUUCUUAACCAAAAAUUUCACUGGUUCUAUCAGUUAGCACAAUGACCUCCUCACUGCCAGGGGGAGAUUGGUAAGAGCGCCCCAAUCUGGAAUCCAGGGGAAAAAAGUCCCAGACCUCAAUGAUGAAUGUCUGAAAGUGUUCAAAGGUCUUUGUGUAUCCUGUGGUCCUUCAUCUUUGCCACUUUUGCCUUUGUUCCACUCCCCUCUGAGCCAGGUCUUAUAUUUUUUUACUCGUACAAACUUUUUAUGUAAUAUAUUUUUUUUAAUAAUUUUAUUUAUUUUGUUGCUGUUGUUGAGAACACACACAGUGAAACAUACACCAACUCAACAGUUUCUACAUGUACAAUUUAGUGACAUUGAUUAAAUUCUUCAAGUUGUGCAACCAUCCUCACCCUCCUUUUCUAAGUUGUUCCUCCUAGUUCAUUGCAUAGUCCUUCAGGUCUUAAAAGCUUGCAAGCAGCCAUCCAGGUCUUUACAACUGGUCUCUAUUUGCCUGGAGCAACAGAGGAAGAAGGAGAGUCAGGAAUAGGAGGAAGAUAUGGAAUGUGUGGCUAAUUGCCUCCAUGAACAACUGCCUUCUUUGCCAUGAGACCAGAACUGGAUGGUGCCCAGCUACCAUUACUGAACAUUUUGAUCAAGGAUUCUAUAGACGAAUCCUGAUCAAAAGGAGGAAAAUGCAGAACAGAAUUUUAAAAUCGCAUGGACUCCAGAUUUUCUGGAGCCAUGGAGGCUGAAUGAACCCCCGAAACUAUUGCCCUGAGAUAAUCUUUAAACCUUAAACCAAAAAUAUCCCCUGAAGUCUUCUUAAAACCAAACAAUAGUUUAGAUUAACUAGUAAAAAAUGUCUGCCUUGAACAUUACACUCUUUUAAGAACUAUCUGUAUGGGAUCGAAUUGAAGAGAGCAACUCGAAGGAUUAGAUAGGAAUCUUAGAGGGCAAUGAGUUUUUAUAUAAUACUUAAUACAUUUAAACUAAUAUAUGAAGCAUGUAUGAAAGUUACAGAGCACAGUAAUAAAAUGAACACCUGUGAGUCCAAAUUUCAGCAAUAUUCUAAGAAAAUGACUGCCUGAAAGAAAUUUAAUGCAAUAAUAAGUAUUCCUUUUUUUCUUCCUUAAAGGAUUAUUUUCUUAUGCUUUGAUGUAUGACAUAAUAUAUACAAGUUCAGAAAAUAUUUGUUGAUGGGCAUAUAUUUUUAUUUAAAUAGAUGAAGUACUUCCAUUUGGCGUUUUCUUUAUUAUUUUGAUAAAGAGUUUGUUACUAUAGUAAAAGGUGAGAGUAAUAUUUAGGGAAGAUUUUUUUUUUUUUUAACUUUCCAAGAAAUCUUACCAAACCCCAUGAAAACACUUCUCUUGGUAGUAAGAAAGACACAAUACAUCAUACAGAACAAUAACAUCUGAGAUUCAAUUUGAAUACCCAUGACCUACUUUGGAUGACCCAUACUAGAUCUUUAGGAGGAGUUGAUGGGUAGAGCAACUGGUUAAGUGCUUGGUUGCUAACCACAAGCUUGGCAGUUAGAACCCACCCAGGAGCACCUUGAAGAAAGGCCUGGCAAUCUACUUCUGAAAGGUCCCAACCUUGAAAACCCUAUGAAGUGUAGGUCUAUUCUGUAUACAUGGGGUUUCCAUGGAUCAGAAUCAACUCAAUGGAAACUGUUUUGGUUGUUUUGUUUUGUUUUUUAGAUCUGUGGGUGAAGCUGUCUGAUGUUUUAGGAUCCUGAGUGGCCUCAGAGUCCUGUUGACCUGAUAUUCUGGCAAGAAUAAGAGAAGAAUUAUUGGUGGUGCAAUUCUUUGAAAACAGAAAGUUUACAAAGCUUAGGGAGUUUACCAGUGCCAUCUCAGGAACACAGCUGUCCUUCCAAACCACAAAGCUAUAAAUUCUAAAGUGGUUUCCCCUCUUGGCUUAGGGCACAGGGUGUUUAAUUCUCUGUUGUCCAUUAUCCACACACAGAAAAGUAACCGGUCACAUCCCAUAGACUUGAGUUGGAAACAUGCAGGAAAACUCAGCUAGACUCUCAUUUGCCCCAUAUUACCCAGAGGAAAUCUACGGUUGAUUCUGUUUGCCUGACGGAGGUUGUUUUUAUUGCACAGACUGCAUGAUAAUCUUUAUCAGUAGUAUAUUUGAGUGUAAACGUUAUAAAUGAAAAAAACACAGGAACUUGGAGGAUGAGUCAUCUCUCCCCUAAAUGACGGUUAACAAAGGAAAAAAACUGAGACAGAAUAAAAUGACCCCCCCCCCCCAGCCUCAGAGUUAAUUUAGGAAAUCCAGUAGUUAGGUUUAAUAGAAAUAGCUGUAAAUUUUCUCUGAUAAAAAUGAAUUUAAGUGUUUAGAGAUAGACAAGUUGCAAACAGUUUCCUAAAAAGGGUAAAAACAAAAGCUUAGGUUACUUCUGAGGCAAAUUUUGGUUUUCUUCUCUAGUGGAAGAAUCUGAUGGAAACUUUUGAUAUGAGGGGCGUUUGACUACUAAAGUGGGCGUUGUGUGCCUCUGCAGAGCAGAUGUUUCCAUCUGUGGGUGGGAUGUACACAAAGACCAUGGCCAGAGUGGGUUGUGUGUGGUCUGUGCAUGGUGCGGCCAGAAGAGUGAUCACCACCAAUGCUUUUACGAAGGACCCUAGGCUAAAAUACAAAUCUACCAUCUUCACAGAAAAAAAUCUAAGGAAAAAAAUUACUUAUUUUUUAACCUUUUAAGUAUUUUUCAACUUGAUGUUAUUGUUGGUAGGUCCCAUCAAGUCAAUUCCAACUCAUGGCAUCCCUGUGUGUUACAGAAUAGAACUGCCCCAGAGGGUUCUCUUGGUUCUAGUCUUUACAGAAGCAGAUUGCCAGGUCUCUCCUCCUUGGAGCAGCUGGGUGGAUUCAAACCACCAACCUUUCGGUUAGCAGCUGUUGUGCCAUCAGGGCUUCUUAACUUUCUGUUACAACUGCAAAAUCAAAUCAUACACAAAGUCUAAAAAUAAAAUCAUAUGCCAUUCUUUGUAAACAAUGGAACCCUAGACUAUUUUGAGGUAUGUUAAAGAUUUAUAGUUUGGGAUUUCUUUUGCUUUCUGCAUUGGACUUACUAGUCACAUAAAGUGGAUGCUGUCUUUAUAUAAAUAUUGAUUCAGAUAGAUGUACUUCAAGUUAAUUAAAUUGUCGAAGCAGCCCCAACAAUAUCUCUUUUAUACAUUCAUCAGAGAGGCUGGUUCUGAAACACUGUGACUCCUUCAUUGAGCAAACAUCUAGCCAGGUGUCUGCCCUGCACCAGACACCUGUUAGGACAAAAGGCUCAAAGAUGAAGGACCCACCUUCCCCUUGAGGGACGGACAAGCGCAACCUGAUCAGUGCUGCCGCAUGGUACAAACAGAGUUCUCGAAGAGGACUCUUAGUCUGAAGCAAAGCUAUGGCAGACCUGCUCUGUGCCAGACAUCAGGCCAGGCAUCGGAAAUAUGGCUCUGAAACAGAAGAGAGUAGCAGCUCUCUCUCCUGGAAGGUUCAGGCUGGUAGAGGCAGCUGUGCGCUAGGGAACCUGUGUGCUUGUAGGGAAGCUAGGUGUUGGGAACACUCGCACCAGAAGGGGGUGCUGCCUCGGAUGAUGAGGAUCAGCAGGAGGAGUAGGAGAGCCUCAGGCAAUGUGCUUCCUGGAAGCAGCAAAGGGCUCGGGCAGAUGGGAGAGAGGGCUGAGGCUGGGGGCUGAGGAGGGAUGAAGGAAGCAGGGGCCAGAUACUCUCAGAUGUUAUAAGCGACAUUACGAUGCACAAAUUUAAUUCCAUUGGAUUUGCAUUUUAGGAAGAUCUCCCUGACUACAAUGACAAAAACAGAUUCAACUUAGAAGCUGAGUUCAGAGGCUUCCCCAGGAAUCCAGGGUGGGAUGCAGUCAUGAGAGAGGAGAGCCGGGGAGGGGACUGAGCUGGGGGAGGUAGAGGAUUGGGCCCUGCUUUCAGGCUUGGGCAGUGGUUCCCUUUUCAGAGCCAAGGAACCCUAGAGGAGCAGCUGGGGGAGACCAGGAGAGGCCAACCAAUGUCGCACAGGACCCUGCAGGAUGCCCAGUGGAGGGUGAGUGAGGCCAGGAGGGUGCUGAGGUCACAGGCAGAGCCUGGGGGUGGCCAGAGUAACCUGAGGCCAUGAGUGGGUUUGGGGGAGUAGAAUGGCAUCACAGAGGGCAAGGGUCUCCAGAAUCCACCAAACGAGAGAAAGUAGCCAGAGCUAAGGCCACUGAGAAGCCAGAGAGACGACAGCCAAAAUAUGCAAUGUGUUUAGCAACAAGGCAGUCACCUUGACGAAGGCCCUUUCAGGGGGGUGUUUACCAUAAGAGCCAGGCUGUGGGGGAUGAGGAACAAUGGGAUAUGACAAUGGUGACUGACAGUAAGUGGACUCAAACUGUGGAGCCAAGGUUUGAGAUCACCAAGAAAGACAUUACUCAACAAGCACUGGUUGGAAUAACACUUUACUCACUGAUAAGGAUUGGUUCCAUGUGUGGGCAUCAGUUCCCCAAGGCCAGCAGAUCUCACUUCGUAGUUGACACAGUCCUGGUGGUCUACACACACCCCUCUUCUGUGCUGCAGAUGAAAGGACCCUGUUCCCACUGCCAGAAACAAAAAUAGGUGGGAGUUGGCCAGAUGCCAUAUGAUACGCAGGCUGAAGCAGGAAGCAGUACGAACAAGGUUUACUGUGUACUCAAAACAGGAAAAGAGUUUCUCUGAAAAGGAAGGAGAAACUGGGACAGAGGUAGGCUCAGAGACCAGUCUCCACUAUCUGGGAAUGUUAAGGCUCAAGGCUCUGAUUAGGUGGGCCAGGUGAGAGCUGGAAACGCACAACAGAAGGGUUCCCAACACAAACCCUUCCAAAGUUUGGUAGUGAAAGAAAAAAGAACAUAGAGUAAGAACUAGUGGGCUACAUGGGGCCUCAAGGUAGCUGCCAGAGAAAAUACAGGACAUUCAGUUUUUUUUUAGUAUAAGUGUGUCCCAUGCAAUAUUUGGGACAUACUUAUUCUAAAGAAUUAUUCGUUAUUUACCUGAAAUUCAAAUUUAACAGACAGGCAUCCUGUAUUUUUAUUUGCUAAAUCUGGCAACCCUUGUUAAGGGUCCCUGGGUGGCACAAAUGGUUUGAGUUUGGCUGCUAACCACCCACCUGGUGCCAUAGAAGAAAGGCCUGGCAAUCUACUUCUGUAAGAUGACAGUCAUUGAGGAUCCUAUGGAGUGAAAUUCUACUUUGACACACAUGGGGCCUCUGUGAGUCAGAAUUGACUCAAUGGCAGUGGAGUUAAGGGGGGAAUAUUUCCCUUAUAAUUGGUGAAAUUGGUUAAAUUUAACAAGGUUAAAUGCUGACAUUAAAGAGAGUGUCUAGAAAGAGGGACAGGAAGAAUCAGUGCCUGGGACUCGGCGGUGCUGGGGCCCAGAGCACAGAGGAAGGACUGACAUUUUCAUUCUAAUAGGACAGGAAGGAGCCCUGGUGGUGCAAUGGUUAAAUGCUUGUCUGCUAACUGAAAGGUGGGCAGUUGGAAUCCCCCAGCAACUCUGCAGGAGAAAAGACCUGGCAAUCUGUUUCUGUAAAGAUUACAGCCUACGAAACCCUGUGGGACAGUUCUACUCUGUCCUAUAGGAUUGCUAUGAGUCGGAAUCAACUCAAGGGCACACGACAGGAGGAUAGGGGCAAAGACAGUGCAAAUGAGCUUGUAGUUGGGUAGGUGCCUGGGCUUGGUGGAAGGAAGGAGAGAAAAUGCCUUCCAGAAGGUUCUCUGCACUCCCUUGCUGGGACUGGGGGUGGGGACCAGAGGAUGGGGCAAUAAACAACUGUUAAGUAGGGGCUGAGAGAGCUGAUUGGGGAAACCCAAAACCUUGCUCAUUGGAGGCCAGAGACCUUCAUCCUGCAGGGGUGCUGCUCCCUGGGAGGGCUAAGAAGAGGCAAAGAGGACGGACCCAGGCUGGGGUUUUCCAGGAGAGUGAGACGGAUGAUCAAUGGGAUGAGGAAAUUGAAGACAUUGGCAAGAGAAUGGCAAAAUGCUCCCCACUAUACGUCUUACACAUUAAUUCCAAAAAACCCAGUGCCCUCGAGUCUAUUAAAGGCCAUUUUAAUAUACUCUUCAGUCUUUCUAAAGACAUGGCUAGUCGGGUCACGAAAACCCGGGGUGAUGAUGAGGUCUCAGCAGAAGUGCAUUAUAUAACAGCCUCGUUGGGUGGAGGAGUAUUCUGAGGGUGAAUCCACCACAAAGUUAAAUUUAGCUUCUGCUGAGGACAUCAGGAUGGGAGAGGUUUCAGUUGAAGUACACUCCCUUCCUGCCUUCACUCCUUCCUCCAUGGUCUCCUCCCACCCCUGACCCAAGUCUCAUCUUCUCUCGACAGAACAAGUAGAGCACAGAGCCUCCGAUCCUAGAACAUGACCUUGGCACUGACAAGGAUCGGGAAAGCACUGCAAUAUACAUUACAUCCCAGUGGCCCUUAUCAGCACCUGACAUUACAUUGUAUAUUUGUUUAUUGUCUGCCUCUAAGACUAGAAUGUCACCUCCUGAGAUCAGGGGCUGUCAUGGGUUGAGUCAUGUCUUCCAUAAAUAUCUGUCAACUUAGCUGGGCCAUGAGUCCCAGUAUUGUAAGAUUGUCCACCAUUUUGGGUAUUUUCCUAUGUGUUGUAAAUCCUAUCACUCUGAUGAAAUGAGAUGGAUUAGUGGCAGUUAUAUUGAUGUGAUAUACAAGAUUAGAUAAUGUCUUAAGCCAAUCUCUUUUGAGAUAUAAAACAGAGAAGUGAGCAGAGAGACAGAGGGACCUCAUACCACCAAGAAAGCAGCCCUGGGAGUAAAGCGUGUCUUUGGACCUGAGGUUCCUGCACUGAGAUGCUCCCAGACCAAGGGAAGACUAAUGCGUCACAAGGACCUUCCUCCAGAGCAAACAGAGAAAGCCUUCCCCUGGAGCUGACACCUUGAAUUUGGACUUGUAGCCUACUAGACUGUGAAAGAAUAAACUUCUCUUUGUUAAAGCCACCCACUUGUGGUAUUUCUGUUAUAGCAGCACUAGAUGACUAAGAGAGGGGCUUUGCCUGAUUUCUGUUGUACCCCCGCACAUGGAAAGUGCCAGUAACUAUGGGCUGAUGGAGUGAAUGGGAUCCAGAAGGCACGUUGGUAGCCAUCCACUUAUGGCACAUGUAGCAAGAAAAUACUUGUGCAACACAAACUCUUUUCACUUAUAAUGAGUUUUACCAACUACUCUUCUGCCCCCAUUGCCCAGUGUUAUGGAUUGAAUUAUGAAUACGAACAGAUCCAAAAAAGAGGGUACUAACCAUUAUACCUGUGAAAGCGACCUUGUCUGGAAAUAGGGUCUUUGAAGAUGUUGUCAGUUAGGUUAACGUGACAUCAUGCUGGAGUGGUAGUUGUUGCGUGCCAUCAAGUCCAUCGAGUCGAUUCUGACUGCCCUAUAGGGUUUCCUAGGCUGCAAUCUUGAUGGAAGAAGUCCUGAUGGUCCAAGGUCAGAGGACUGAACCCACCAGCCACUCCCCGGGAGAAAGACGUGGCAGUCAUUCUGCUUCUUUAAAGAUUUACGGGGGCAGUUUGCCACAUCUUUUCUCCUGUGGAGCUUGAACUGCUGACCUUUUGGUUAGCAGCAGAGUGCAUAGCCAUUGUGCCACGAGGGGUCCUUAUGGUGGAGUAGGGUGGGUCCUAAUCCAAUAUGACUGACGACGUCCUUAUAAAAGGGAAGAGAAACAGAGACAGGGACCCAUAGGGAAGGCACUACGCGGCACCAUAGCUCCUAGCCAAGGAAUGCCUGCAGAUUCUCCCUCAGAGCCUCAAAAGAAAUCAGUAAGGCUGACAUCCUGAACUCAGACUCUCAGCCUCCAGAACUGUGAGGCAAUGAAAUGUCUGUUGUUUAAACGCACCCUCUUUGUGGUAUUUUGCUAAGGCAGCCCUAGGAAGGUAAGACACUCCAGGCAGACAAAAGUUCAAGAAGCUAGCCACUGCAGUUCCUUAGAACUUUAAGACUGAUAGUGGUUGAUAUUUUUCUAGCUAUGAUAAUGAUUGCUUCUCACACCAGAGGGGCUGGUAAGAAGGCGAAGCACAAUAUAAGUUAUUUUUCAUUUUGGAGUUGUUUGUUGUUAGCUGCCAUCGAGUCAGCCCUGACUCUGUAGAGACCCUGUGAAUAACAAAAUGAAAUGUUGCCCAGCCCUGAAGCAUCUUCAUGGUCACUGGUAUUUUCAAGUCCCUUGUUGAGGCCACUGUCUAUUUUGAGUGCUUUCUAACCUAGGGGCUCAUAUUCCAGCACUAUAUUGGACAAUACUCUGUUGUGG